Monodelphis domestica (gray short-tailed opossum) is the source of this 2817-nucleotide messenger RNA. Its product is annotated as zinc finger protein 713-like. Gene Ontology annotation, molecular function: RNA polymerase II transcription regulatory region sequence-specific DNA binding; DNA-binding transcription factor activity, RNA polymerase II-specific. Gene Ontology annotation, biological process: regulation of transcription by RNA polymerase II. Gene Ontology annotation, cellular component: nucleus. Lineage: Eukaryota; Metazoa; Chordata; Mammalia; Didelphimorphia; Didelphidae. The record is from RefSeq and is a predicted model, not a curated record.
CGGGCACCCAGAACCCAGCGGGCCACCCACCAGGCGCUUCCUCAGUGUUGCUGGGGCUGCCCUGGGUCCUGGGCACACACAAGCUCUCCCCCGGGACCCCUGGAGUGGGGAAGCCUGGGGGCAUUUCCAAGGGGGUGUCUGGGAGCUGACCGGAAGGAGCUGCUGAGCCCCCUCACGGGACCCUUUUCCUUUCCAGCGCCGCUUUCCGGGACCCCCCUGGCCUGGGAGUGCGGAGCAUGGAGGAGAGUGGAGAGGGCGCCGGGCUGGAGCCCUGGAGGCCCCCCGAGACCUCCAUGAUGUUCAAGGAUGUGACUGUGGACUUCACUUGGGAAGAGUGGGGACUCCUGGGCCCUCCCCAGAAGGAGUUGUACUGGGAGGUGAUGCUGGAGAACUACAGGAACCUGGUCUGCCUGGGCCUUGCUGAUUCCUACCAAGAUGUGAGGAUCUCUGAGCUGGAGUCAGGGGAACCACAUUGGAUUCCACCUGGUGGUGUCCUAAGAAGAUGCUGGCCAGGUUGGGAAUCGAGGCCUCAGACCAAGGAGUCAGCUCCCAAGAUGAGUAUUUCUGUGAAAGUCUUAUUCCAGGAAAAGUUCUUGGAGGAUGAUCCAAGAAUCUGCAACAUGGGGAAAGCCUGGGUGUGUGAUGGCAGGUUGGAGAAAAAGCAGAACAUUGAAGGGAAACCUUCUGGACCAAUAAAAAUAAUCCAAAUAGAAUCUCCCAAUGAGGCCAGAGGCUCUGAAUACAAUAAAUUCAGUCCAACCUCUAGCCCAGAGCCAGACCUUUUUCCACAACAGGGAGCACCUGUAGUUAUGAAGUGCCAGAAAGGAGAUAACCAGAGAGAGAGUUCCACCAUGUAUUCGAACGAAGGACAAUGUGAUCAAAUCUAUUCCAGGAAGAAGUGUUUUAAGGUUAACAAAUGUCAGAAAGUGCUGGGUCAUGAUUUGGGCUCCAUAAAAAAACAUGGAAUUCAUUCUGAAGAGAAAGUUCAUGAAAGGGGGAAUUCUUUCCUUCGUAUUAAUGAAUUUGGUCCAUACCAGACAACUGAUAGGGGAAAACUCUGUAAUGACCUGUCUAAACAUAGGAAGACAAGUCUUUCUGAAUACUCUCAUCUUCAGAGUACAGAGAGACGGUACAACUGCAGUGAAUGUGGAAAGGCCUUCCAGCAAAAGGGGGCUCUUGAAGCACAUUACAGAAUCCAUACUGGAGAGAAACCUUUUAAAUGCAGUCAAUGUGGUAGGGCUUUCUGCCAAAAGACAGAUCUUAUCCGACAUGUUAGGAUUCAUACUGGAGAGAAACCUUUUAAAUGCAGUAAAUGUGGGAAAGCCUUUUCUAGGAGCACAAACGUAACUUUACAUCAGAGAUCUCAUACUGGAGAGAAACCCUUUGAAUGCAGUGAAUGUGGGAAGACUUUCCGGUCAAGCUCUCACCUUUCAGAACACAGGAGGAGAACUCAUGAAGGAUUAAGACUUCAUGAAUGCAACGUGUGUGGGAAAACAUUCUCUCGGAAGUAUGACCUUACUAAUCACAGUAGAAUUCAUACUGGAGAGAAACCCUAUGAAUGCAGUGAAUGUGGAAAGGCCUUCCGCCUGAAGACAGGUCUUACAUAUCACUUCAGAAUUCAUACUGGAGAGAAACCCUAUGAAUGCAGUAAAUGUGGAAAGGCCUUUUAUAGAAAGCAAGAUCUUAUCAAACAUAAUAGGAUUCAUAUCAGAGAACAACCCUUUUAAUGGAACCUUUGUGGGAAAGGUUUUCCCUGGAGAAGGUCAUUGACCCCAAAUCAGAGAAUUCAUCCUGGAGAGAAACCUUAUGAAUGAAAAUAUUGUGGGAAAGCCUUUCCCAGAAGCUCUGCAGUGACUGCCAUCAGGGAACUGAUACUGGAGAGAAACCCUAUAGUGCAAUGAAUGUGGAAAGGCCUACUUCCAAAAUAAAAAUAUUUCAUUGGUUGAAAGAACAAUACAUGCCCAAAGGAAAUCUUAGGAAUGUAAUUCAUGUGGAAAGACAUCCCUUUGGAUCACAGCUGCUUCCUCAACAUACAAGAAUUCUUGAUGAAGAGAACCUUGUUAAUAUAAUCAUUGAAGCAAUACUUUCUUUGGAAGGGAUUCCUUGAUAAAUUUCCUUCAUAUUGGAAGGAAACCAUAGAAAUCUGGGGCCGGUAAAAAGCCCUUCUGUUGAUGAUGUUGAACCAUUUCUCCUUAUUAGAAGAGGCAUUGGAUAGAGAUACCAAGGAGGCACAUACUCUCAGGUAGCCAGAAUAUUGACUGAUUUUCCUUGACAUCAUGGAAUUUUUUUUCCUUGGGGAGAGGAAGUAUUAUUCUUUCCAAGGAAACCCCAUGGACAAAGGCCACAGGAUCCCAAAGAGUCUGAUGCCACUGAAUGACCAACAACAUGAUUAUUGCUGACCAUUUUUAACACUGGGGUACAGUGCGUAGAGUGCUGGGCCUUGAGUUGGGCAGGCUCAUCUUCUUGAGUUCAGAUCUGGCCUCAGACAGUCAGUUACCAGCUAUGUAACCCUGAACAGAGCCUUGACUGCCUCGAUUCCUCUUCUGUAAACUGAGCUGGAGAAGGAAAUGUCAAACCACUUCAGUGUCUUUGCCAAGAAAACUCCAAAUGAGGUCAGGAAGAGUUGGACACGACUGAACAAUAACAACAAAUAUCGGGAGUUGUGGGUGAAAAGCCCCCUGUCCCCUUCUGUGAGGAUUAGAUUUUAAUGUUAGCAGUAGUCUUGAGAGAAUCACAAUUGUAAUUCCAAACUAGUUAAGUAACGUUAUCAUAAGUGAUGCUUUUAGUAGAAGGAUUAAAGGUUUUGAAUUAAGUCAA